This is a messenger RNA of Parnassius mnemosyne (clouded apollo), 1417 nucleotides long. NCBI's taxonomy places the organism in Eukaryota, Metazoa, Arthropoda, Insecta, Lepidoptera, Papilionidae. The record is from the annotation of a GenBank genome assembly.
AAUACAAAUACAUAAAUCUAACAUUUUUAUUUGUUGUUGCAAGAUUUUAUCCUUAAAAAUUUGAAACGUUGCCAUUCUGCCUGCUAUUUACUUUCCUAUUUCGAGAUGCCUGUUAAUAUACCUGAAUGUCCACCAAGCUUAAAAUCCAUUCAACAUUAUUUGAAAACAGCUUCGGAACAUGACGCAAGAGAUCUUGUGGUAGCCUAUUGGUGCCGUCUACAUGCCUUGCAAGUUGGCCUAAAACUGACUAACAAAAAAACUCCAGAAGAAACAAAAAUGCUAAUGGGAUUAAUGGACUGGUUAGAAGAACAAAAGACAGCACAUAAGGAAAAUGAUGCCAUCACUAAUGAAGUUGCAGCACAAGCACAUCUUGAAAAUUACGCCCUUAAACUUUUUCUAUAUGCAGACAAACAAGAUAGGGAGCAAAAUUAUGGAAAAAAUGUUGUCAAAGCUUUUUAUACAGCUGGAAUGAUAUAUGAUGUCCUAACAACAUUUGGCGAACUAACUGAUGAAGCUGCACAGAAUAGAAAGUAUGCUAAAUGGAAGGCAGCUUAUAUCCAUAAUUGCCUCAAAAAUGGAGAAACACCAGUUCCAGGGCCUCUUCCAACAGACGAGCAGGAACAAGAUAAAGAUAAUGAGGGGUCUGAAAGUGAUAACCAACCAGCACCCACGGGUUUUCCACAAAAUCCAGGUUUCUCACCGCAAAUUACACCUGCUACACCACCUGUACCAACUAGUUUCAACAGUACUCUACCCGACCAGAAUGCAGCGAUGAAAGCCGCAUCUCAAUUACCACCUGUGCCAUAUACUCCGGAUCCAAAUCCAGGGGGAUUUAUUCCGUAUGAUCCCUCACAACAAAGUCAACCAUCGCAACCGACGUACGGAGAUAGUUCUACAAUGGUUGCACAGUUAACUCCUGACCAAUUGGCUAAAGCGCAAAAGUAUUGUAAGUGGGCAAGCAGCGCUCUUAAUUACGAUGACGUUAAAACUGCGAUUGAUAAUCUUAAAUUUGCUUUAGAAUUAUUACAAACAGGAAGAGAUCCCGCUUAAAGGGCUGCUUCUCAUAAUCGCUUAUGGAAAAUUGCUAGUUAUACUUUUAAAUGUUAAUUAAUUUAAGAUGUGCUUUUUUUAAACGAUCAUACACAAUAGUGAUUUAUGCUGUGAUUGUAUAUUUCACGUUAUUAAGUAUUUAAGUGCCUAGAGUAUGUACCUAAAUUUUAAAUUAUUCUUAUUUCCGCUUACCACCAGGUGGAAUUACCAAAUAGAUAAGUACUGGCUUAAUGUAAGUGAAACAUAAAAAUAAAAUAUUUGAUUGUUAUAUUUUCACAAUAAUAACAAUAAUAUAAUAUAUAAUUAUAGUCUUAAAGCAUGUAUGAUAGAUGUAUUUACGCCUUAAAUAAAACAUAUAAUCACCAUC